GGGUUGGAGCCACGUUUUGAGCAGGUAGGCAGCGAUGUGAUGCGUGGCCCUGACUCCUACUAUGGGUCCUGAAGGACACCCCCGGGCCGGACCACAUAAGUACCUACUUAAAGAGGCCUACAUGGUAUUUCAGCGACCUUUGUUAUUCCCCAACAAAGGCGCUUUACCUCCGGAACUCAUUAUUUUUGCAAUUGGCCCCAUCAAUCAAGUCAUCGUCAUGGUAGUCACGGAAUUGGCAUGGCUAGUCACGGCUCUGGGCCCGGUCACCCCGGCCGGGAGGGAGGCCGUGAACCAGGCCCUGAACGUCCAGGAUGAGUGGUUUGCUCGCAACGCGCCGAACAUGCCGGAGGGGAGGGAGGAACGCGGCGUGGGCCUGUUCCAGCAGGUAGAGGAGCCGUCCAUCCACCUCCUGACGGCCCACUGGGAAUCCGUCGACCAGCACGGAGUCUGGCUGGAGAGCCCCGAGAACAAGGCGGUAUUCCCUACGCUCGGCGCCUACUUCGAGCUUGAGAAGACGACGCUGUUCCACGUCGACGACGUCCAGCUGUUCGACGCGACCGGGGCGGUCGGGAAUGUCUCUCUGCUGGAGAGCCCCGUCGUCAGUCUGGAGAGGCUGACUGUCGCGGCCGAGGGGCGGCAGGCCUUCGACGACGCCUGGCGCGAGGUCAAGGGUGUGCUAGAAGAAUUUGCGAAACCGAACGUGGUCAAGGGCGGCUGGCGCAUCGAGAAAGAGAGCCCGGCGCUCGAGGAAUUUGUCGUCGGCUCCGGGUGGCCGAGCGUCGAGAGGCACGGGGAGUUCGCGGCGUCUCCGGGGUUCCCCACGUACGCCUCGGCGAUAGAGCCCUUGAUUGCGGCCCGCGACACCAAACAUUACCAGAGGAUCCUGUGAUGGGGUUUGGGGAGCUAGGUAUACCUACCUAGCAUAGCGGUCACUUCGGAGAAUACGAGGACGUGAAUCGUCAAAAAUCUUUUGUGCAA
Messenger RNA from Durotheca rogersii, 978 nucleotides. RefSeq lists its product as uncharacterized. The transcript has a single exon. Lineage: Eukaryota; Fungi; Ascomycota; Sordariomycetes; Xylariales; Xylariaceae. The coding region runs from base 62 to 889 and encodes 275 amino acids. The record is from RefSeq and is a predicted model, not a curated record.